AUGGCGUCCAAUCUCUAUGAGAUUCUCGGCAUCAAGCAGGACGCAACGUCGGAAGAGGUGAGGAAGGCCUAUCGUAAAAUGGCUCUUCAAACGCAUCCCGAUCGUCUCCCGCAAUCCGUGACUGCCGAGGAGAAGAAGGCGGCGGAGGAGCGAUUCAGGCUGGUGAACAACGCGUACGAGGUCCUGAACGACACUGAGAAUAGGAAGUUGUACGACAAGCACGAACAAACCUCUCGCAGCAGUGACCCGUUCACGAACACCCCGUUCGCGAACAAUCCAUUCUUUUCUCGCCCCUCCUUCGCCAACCCUCGUGGACGUGGUGCAUUCACGGACCCAUUCGAGCUCUUCAACGCCCUCUUCGGUGACUUCGAAGCUGCUUUCGUGCGCGAAUUUGGUGGGACCCCGUUCAUGCAGUCACCUUUCGAUGAUCCCUUCUUCCGGAGCCAGUUUGGCGCCUCCGCUUUUCACACUUCUCCCUUCGGACAUGCCAGAGAUCCGUUCGGAGGCCCCAUGUUCGGCGGUUCGCCGUUCAACGCGCUUAUUGGCGCACCAAUGCUGGCGGGACGCCAGAGCGUGCACCCGGGAAUCUCCACACGCAUAUACAGUUCAAAUAUUAGCUCGGGAGGCAAUGGACAUUGGGUUUCGACGAGCACAAGUAUGCGCUCGAUCAACGGACGUACUGAGACGAUCACGAGGAGAUUCGACCCGCAGGGUAACGAGCAUGUCACAUACUCUUCUCCAGAAGGAGAUAAGUAUACGGUCAAUGGAGUCGAGCAGCGAAGCGGCUCUCCAGAGGAUACCCGUCACUCAAAUGGCGUACCUCGCCAGCCUCCUGCCCCUGCGGACGCCUCGCGUUCACCCGCCGCCGUUGAAGCUCCCAAAUCCUUCUCUGUCCCAAUAGCUGGUUACGGCCCGACCUCGACUUCCGACCAAAACGGCGCCACGUUCACCCCCGUCGUCCCGAACGACCAUCACCGCCGCCACCACCACUCGAUCCACUCCCACUCCCCCGCGGAGCCGGUCGACCCUCGCGCGCCGAAGCACCGGGACUUCGCGUAUGAGCAGCCGCGCGUCCGUACGUCGUCGCAACGAGCCAGCGGGAGUGGGAACGGGGCGCAAGGGCAGGAGCAGCCCCAGCACAAGGGCUGGCGCGGAUGGUGA
Messenger RNA from Epithele typhae, 1161 nucleotides. RefSeq lists its product as uncharacterized. Gene Ontology annotation, cellular component: nucleus; cytoplasm. The record is from RefSeq and is a predicted model, not a curated record. The transcript is spliced from 6 exons. Bases 1 to 1161 code for a protein of 386 amino acids. Gene Ontology annotation, molecular function: protein folding chaperone; protein-folding chaperone binding. Lineage: Eukaryota; Fungi; Basidiomycota; Agaricomycetes; Polyporales; Epitheliaceae.